AUGUCGUUUUUUUCAAAUCAAUUUUCAAUUAAAAAGACGAAACCACGAAAAUUUGUUUCGAGAAGUCCAUUGAAAUUACCCGCAGAUGAAAUGUAUCGUGAAUUAGGUCCGAAAUAUGAAGCAAUUGAUGUUAAAAUUGCAGAUAGAAAAAUUAUUUUUGAUAUUGAACAUGGUGAUUGGAAUACAGCUGGUGCAGAAAGUGUUGGUGGAAUAGCAUCGAGUGGUUCGGCAAAAAAACUUGGAAAAGAUAUAACAGUUUUACAAGAAGAAAAUAAUAUGUUGAAACUUAAAAAUGAAGUUUUAUUAAAUCUUGUUGCUGAAUCUGUUGCUGAAUUAUCAUCACCGGAAAAAUAG
Molecule: messenger RNA, 354 nt
Organism: Adineta steineri
Lineage: Eukaryota; Metazoa; Rotifera; Eurotatoria; Adinetida; Adinetidae
Source: the annotation of a GenBank genome assembly